Messenger RNA from Rotaria sp. Silwood2, 3036 nucleotides. The record is from the annotation of a GenBank genome assembly. NCBI's taxonomy places the organism in Eukaryota, Metazoa, Rotifera, Eurotatoria, Philodinida, Philodinidae.
AUGAAAAUAAAUAUAGAAAAUCAAUAUUUUGAAUAUAGACUUACUAUUUAUAAUGUAACAUUUGAAGAUGAAACAGAUUUAAAUGUUACUAUUAGUUCAUCAAAAUUAAAAAAGACAGGAAUUAUUAAACCGAAUAUAAUUGGUUAUCCUAUUGGUCAACUAUCAUUUAUUUCUGAACAAACACCAUUUUCUAUUUCAUGGCGUAAUGAAAAUAAAUUAAAUAUUUAUUCUUAUGGUAUCUUUCAAAAUGAAUCAUAUCGUAUUGUUUGUACAAUUCGUCAUCGUUCCGAUAUAAAAGGACCAUUAAAUAUAUUUAUUCAAUAUUCUAAAUGUUUAAUUGAUAAUUGUCUAUCGAAUUUAAUCUAUGAAACAUGUCAAAUAUCAUCAAAUAAAAAUUUAAUCAGUACCAUAUCGAAUCAUAUAAAUAAUUAUCAGACACAAUUUAUAAGUAGUAAUUUUCAUUUACUGAAUAAUCCAUCAAUUGGUCAUAAUUAUUUAUGUUGUUAUGAACAAAAUGGUUUAAUUAGUAUCGCUAAAGCAACAACAGUUUUAUCAUAUAAUCGUAAUAUGUUUCAUAUCAAUAGACCAGAAUCUAGUUUAGUUACAGGUAAUGUUGUAACAUACCGUUGUGAAGGUCAUGAAUUAAUAUAUAAUGAUCUACGUAUGAUUUAUCAUGAUGGUUUAUUAACAUAUGAAAGAAAUCAAUUUGAUCAUGAAUGGCAUCUUAAAGGAACUAAUCAAAUAAAACAAGUUGAUAUUGAUUGGAAUGCAACAAUGAAUGAAUAUAUUCGAAGUACAACAAUUGAAAUAAAAACAUCACCAUUAGGAAUAAAUGAUAAUAAUAAAUAUAUUCAAUGUAUUGGUCUAUCAAAACAACCAAAUUUUAUUUCGAAUAUUCAUGAUACAUAUAUUAUCGAUGUAGAUGAUUCAAUACCAUUAAAAUUUAAAAAUAAUUUACAAACAGUAUCUAAAUUAGAUCGAAAACCAGGUGAUAAUGUUGAAUUUGAUUGUAAAUUUAAUGGAAGACCAAAACCAAAAAUACUUUGGUUAAAAGGAAAUUUACCACUGGUUAAUCAUGAUUGGACAUUACAAUUUGGAGAUAAUAAUGAAAGUAUUUCAAUUACACGUGUUCAAGCUUCUGAUACUGGUGUUUAUACAUGUAAGUUAAACGAUGAUCACGAUUUACAACUUGAACGAAGUUUUAAUUUACGUAUUGAAAGUACUAAUUCAUAUGCUAAACUCAGCUAUUUAGUUAUUAUAUUUAUUGUUAUAUCUAUUUUAAUUCUUCUUCUUAUUCUAAUUUUAUUAAUAAUUCUUUCUAUAAAAUAUUUUCAAAUGAAACAAAAAGUUAAUGGAAGUAUUUUUUAUGAACAGCAACCUAUUGGUUCAGUAGAUCCAUCUCAACCAGUAAUAAGUCAAUUAACUCGAAUUUCAUUACCAGAUAAUUUUGCUUCAACACAACAAAUUCGUACAUUUCUUAGUUAUGUUAAUGGUGAUCAUUUACCAUUAGCAAAAGACGACUUUAAAGAAUUAGGUCGUGGUCAAUUUGGUGUUGUUUAUCAAGUACGUUUACCAGAAGUUGGUCUUGUUGCAGCUAAAAUUUUAUCUGAAACAAUACGUCGAACAAAACCUCGUCGAAAAAAACGCAAAAAAAUUCAUUAUUUUGAAGAAAAUGAACAAAUGAUAUCACAACAUGAAAUACGAAAGAAAAAAGUUGUUGUAAUGUUAAUUGAUGAAAUAAAACUUAUGCAUAAAGCUGGCAAACAUGUAAAUAUUGUUGCAUUAAAAAAAGUUGCUUAUCCUGAAACUAAAUUAAAAUUUUUAUUUAUUGGUGAACCUAUUCGAGAUGAAGAUUCAUUUUAUUUAAUGGAACUCUGUUCAAAUGGUUCACUUGAAUCUAUGCUUAAAUAUUUUCUUCAAUCAUCAUUAAAUUCUACAUGUAAGAAAUUAUCAUUAUAUGAAACACUUUCAAAACAAACAAAACCAGGAAUGACAAUUCAACAAGCAUAUGAACAAUGUAUUUUAACAGAUGAUGAUUUAAAAUUAGUUGCUUAUCAAGUUGCUUGUGGUAUUGAUUAUUUAAAUCGAAGACAAAUAAUUCAUUGUAAUAUUGCACCAAGAAAUGUCUUAAUGAAUUCAAGAUUUAUUAUGAAAAUAUGUGAUUUGGGUAGUUUAGCAACAUGGACAAUUUAUAAAAAUUAUCGUGAACAACCUGCACAAAAUGAAAGUGAACAACUUGAAAAGAAAAAUAUCGAAAUCGCAACACAUAAUUUAACACCAGAACUUGCUAAAGCUUUUAUACGUGUCUUAAAUCCUGAUGAACGAUUAAUAUUGAAUAAAUCAUCGACUAAAUCUGAUGUAUGGUCAUUUGGAAUAUUUCUUUGGACAUUAUUUCUUAAAUGUCGAAUUCGACCAUUUAAUAACUUAAUGGAAGAAAUACGAAAUAGAUCUUCUGGAGAAAAUUUUUUUCAUCAACUUGCGUGCAUUAUCAGUGAAGGUCAUGUUCUUCAAUACAUUGAUUAUCAACCAGAAAUUCCUCGAAAUAUUUAUGCAAUUAUUCGUGAAUGUCUUGUUGAAGAAAAUCGUCGACCAGAAAUGACACGAAUUCGUGCUCUUUUUUGUCAUUCAAAAAUGUUAUCAAAACAAGCUUUUGCAUACUAUCGAUUAGAGUAUAAUCGAUAUCAAGAAGAAAAUGCAAUAGAUGGACAUGGUGAAUGUUUUGAUGAAGAUCAAGGCACUGAUGAUCUUUCAUCAUUUGAUGUUGAUGAUGUAACUGAUAGUAUUAAUACAUCGCAAAAUCCUUAUCCCAAUAAUGAUACUACUUUUCAUUCAACAGCAAAAGAUGAUGCGUAUCAAUCUACAAUAGAUGAUUCCCAACAAGCAAGAGAUUCAUAUUUUACAUCUACCCAUAAUAAUCAACAAAUAGAUGCUGAUACUAAUAACUCAGAAAGAAUGACAAAUAAAUCAAAAUUUCCUCAGGUUCAUCUAAAUAUUUGGCAUCAUCAAGAACAGCACCAAUUUCACCGCCAUCUAUAG